Molecule: messenger RNA, 2406 nt
Organism: Fraxinus pennsylvanica
Lineage: Eukaryota; Viridiplantae; Streptophyta; Magnoliopsida; Lamiales; Oleaceae
Source: the annotation of a GenBank genome assembly
AUGGACGCAGCUACUCAGCUGGUCUACUGCGGAGUUGAUCCUCUUCACCGUAAAUUAUCGUUUUCGACCAACUUGCAGAAGUCAACCAAUCGCCGGCCAUUUUCAAGAAUCCUUAAAUUCCGAAACCAAAACGCCGUCGUAAAGGCCAUUGCCUCGGAACCGAGACCGUCCGAUACUAAGCCUGCCAGAUCAUCUCCACCGCCGCCCAAAGUUGUUAAUGGGAAAACGCCAUUGUCUAAGCCGGGCAACGGUGCUUCCAAUAGAAUGCAAGAUGUAUCACAAGAGAUCAAAAGGGUGAGGGCACAGAUGGAAGAAAAUGAGCAGUUGUCUAUACUUAUGAAGGGACUUCGGGGUCAAAAUUUGAAAGAUGCACAGUUUGCUGAUGACAAUAUCAAGCUUCGGUUAGUUGAGGUUGACGAAAGCAGCGAGUUUUUGCCUUUGGUGUAUGAUCCUGAUAUCAUUACUGCUUACUGGGGAAAACGACCACGUGCUGUUGCAACCCGUAUUGUCCAAUUAUUGUCUGUUGCGGGAGGUUUUCUCUCUCGUCUUGCCUGGGAUCUCAUAAAUAAUAAGAUAAAGGAAAAUGAGGUUGCUCGAGCCAUCGAAUUGAGGGAGAUAGUUACCUCCUUGGGUCCAGCAUACAUAAAACUUGGUCAAGCAUUGAGCAUUCGACCUGAUAUACUGUCACCUGCUGCAAUGACUGAGCUGCAAAAGCUUUGCGAUAAGGUUCCAUCAUUUCCAGAUGAUGUGGCUAUGGCUCUUAUUGAGGAGGAGCUUGGACAACCAUGGUCUAACAUUUACUCUGAACUUUCUUCCUCUCCCAUAGCUGCUGCAUCCCUCGGCCAGGUCUAUAAGGGCAGGCUAAAAGAAAAUGGGGAUCUGGUAGCUGUCAAAGUACAGAGGCCUUUUGUCCUUGAGACUGUAACAGUAGAUUUAUAUGUCAUAAGGCACUUGGGACUUUUUCUUCGCAAAUUUCCGCAGAUAUCCAUUGAUGUUGUUGGAUUGGUUGAUGAAUGGGCUGCUCGCUUCUUUGAGGAACUUGAUUACGUUAAUGAGGGAGAAAAUGGAACACUUUUUGCUGAAAUGAUGAAGAAGGACCUUCCUCAGGUUGUUGUGCCAAAGACAUAUCCCAAAUACACUUCAAGGAAGGUUCUUACAACAGGAUGGAUAGAAGGAGAGAAGCUGUCACAAAGUACUGAAAGUGAUGUUGGUGAACUAGUAAAUGUUGGAGUGAUAUGCUACCUUAAGCAGUUACUUGAGACAGGCUUCUUCCAUGCUGAUCCACAUCCUGGAAAUUUAAUUCGCACUCCAGAUGGGAAGCUAGCUAUACUGGAUUUUGGUCUUGUUACAAAAUUGACAGAUGACCAAAAGUAUGGCAUGAUCGAAGCUAUUGCUCACCUUAUUCAUCGCGAUUAUCCUGCUAUAGUUAAAGAUUUUGUCAAACUCGAUUUCAUUCCAGAAGGAGUUAAUUUGGAACCCAUUUUGCCAGUGCUGGCCAAGGUUUUUGACCAGGCUCUUGAAGGCGGGGGAGCAAAAAAUAUCAACUUUCAGGAGCUGGCAUCAGAUUUAGCACAAAUAACAUUUGAUUAUCCAUUCAGAAUACCGCCUUAUUUUGCUCUUAUAAUCAGAGCAAUUGGAGUGCUGGAGGGCAUAGCUUUAGUGGGGAAUCCUGAUUUUGCCAUUGUAGAUGAAGCCUAUCCGUAUGUUGCCCAGAGGCUAUUGACUGAUGAAUCCCCACGUCUAAGGACUGCAUUGCGAUAUACAAUAUAUGGGAAAUCUGGAGUAUUUGAUGCUGAAAGAUUUAUAGAUGUCAUGCAAGCUUUUGAAAAUUUCAUAGAUGCGGCGAAGAGUGGAGGUGGAGAAAGUAUGAAUGGGAGCAUGGCAGAGCUUGGCAUUCUACAAAGUCAAAACAACAAUUUGCUGAAGGUAUUUUCAGUGAACGGUUCUCCAACAUUAGCUAUUCCAACACAGCCAAUCCAAACGAGAGCAGCCUUGGCAUUUUUACUAUCUGAAAAGGGGAAUUUUUUUCGAGAGUUUCUCUUAGAUGAGAUUGUAAAGGGCAUCGAUGCUGUUACGAGGGAACAAUUGGUACAGAUAAUGGCAUUUUUUGGAAUUGGAAAUGUAUCCCCACUCUUCAGUAUGGUUCCUACUCUGGGCCCUAUUAGACCAGCUGCACUUCUUCCAACGAUUACUGAGGAAGACAAGGUCAUACUGAACAAUGUCCAGAAAAUCAUUGAAUUCUUAACAUCUGGAACAGCAUCUUCAACAAAGGGAGUAAAUGUUCCUCAAGUGAUCCAAGAGCUGCUUCCAGUAUUGCCAGGACUCUCUGCAAAAGUGCUUCCUGAUGUGCUUAGUCGGUUAUCUUCCCGAGUACUGGCACGUGUACUGCGAGAUUCAUUGCUGUAA